AUGUCCAUUUGCCUUUCUUUCUCUUUUCCAUCUUCAUCUUUCUGUUUCUUUCUCUUUUUCGUGAAUUCACUUUUACAAUUUCAUUCCUUCCAUACAUCUUCCUUUUUCACAACAUACAUUUAUCUUUCCCCUCUUUCUUUGUACCUUUCCUCCUUUCCUUUUCUCUAUUUGUCUUUCUAUCAACCUCUAUCACGUUCCCUUUCUUCAUCUGUUUCUCGCUUUUUCCUAUCACUCCUUUUUAAUCCCUCUCUCUCUCUCUCUCUCUCUCUAUCUAUCUAUCUAUCUAUCUUUUCUAUAUCUCUCUAUCACUCCUUUUUAAUCCCCCUCUCUCUCUCUCUCUCUCUCUCUCUCUAUCUAUCUAUCUAUCUUUUCUAUAUCUCUAUCUAUCUAUCUAUCUAUCUAUCUAUCUAUCUAUCUAUCUAUCUAUCUAUCUAUCUCUCCCUACUAAAUUGUUCAUAUUGUCCAAAUCGCUCUUGGUUUUCCUUCCCGAUCGUUUAUAUUCGAUCAGACUCACAUGAAUCUAUUUGUUCCUCUAAUUCUUCCUCGUCAUCCAACUCCAUUGUCUCUCAAUGCACACAUCCGCGCACCCUGACCCCACAGACAGACGCACAUACACUUUCCUAG
This is a messenger RNA of Acanthosepion pharaonis, 624 nucleotides long. The record is from the annotation of a GenBank genome assembly. NCBI's taxonomy places the organism in Eukaryota, Metazoa, Mollusca, Cephalopoda, Sepiida, Sepiidae.